Spodoptera litura is the source of this 1257-nucleotide messenger RNA. RefSeq names its product Surfeit locus protein 6. NCBI's taxonomy places the organism in Eukaryota, Metazoa, Arthropoda, Insecta, Lepidoptera, Noctuidae. The record is from RefSeq and is a predicted model, not a curated record. Gene Ontology annotation, cellular component: nucleolus. Gene Ontology annotation, biological process: ribosomal large subunit biogenesis; ribosomal small subunit biogenesis. Gene Ontology annotation, molecular function: RNA binding; DNA binding.
UACUAGCUGGUCCCAUAAAUAAAGCAAGUCAAGAAUCGAGUGGAUCAGUGAAUGGCAUACUUUAUAUUUGACGUUUAAUAGUAAAAUGACAGAAGAAGUUUUUUCACCAGGGACAUUAAAAUUUGAAUCGUACAAUAAUCGUAAUUGAAUCGAGACUUGAAUGCGAGACUUUUUGAGAGGUUAUGUUUACUCGUGAUCGUGAAUCGUGUUUGUUUUCAGAAUUCAAUUUCUUAAUUAAUAUUAGAACACAGUGAUAAAAUAACUACGGAAUUAGUUAUAAGCAAGUAUACUCUUUGUUUUUCAGAUCCAGUACCUAUAAUAUAAAAGAGCACAAUGACACAACAGAAGAAAAUACCGAAAAUAAAAAAGAUCAAAGAAGAAUUAAAUAAGGAAUUUACAUUUUUGAAAAAUGUAUUUUCUGUAAUGUCUUUACCGCUGCAGAUGAAAGGUGAAAACGAAGACAACAUGGACAUUGAAAUUGUAAAUGAAAAUCAAAAGAGUAAUGAAGAAGUUGAAAUGCCGAAAAGAGCUCGCAGUAUAGCAGAACUUGAAGAAAAAUUAGAAAAAAUCAAAUCACAGAAUAAGUUCAGUUUCAAAAAUAAAUUACAAAAGAAAAGCUUAAGUAGUAAAUUGAAUAAGAAGAUUAAGAAGACAGAAAGAGUAAAGGCGAAGGUUAAACCUGUAGUGGACAAACCGUUUGCUGAAAUGCUGAAGGCCAGUGUUGAGGAGAAACCAAAACCGAACAUUGCUAAACCAGUGUUUAACAAUGAAGGAAAACUUGUGUUCUCCAAGUUUGACUUUGCUAAUGUUGGCAAGAGAGAAAGGCCAAAUAAAUCAGAAAAAGAUCCCAAAAAAAUUUUGGAAAACCUUAAACAACAGGAAGAACGUCUAAAACAAUUGGAAGAAAAAGAAGACAGUAAUAAAGUGAAAGAAAUCAAAGAAAAGAUUGCUUGGAAAAAUGUACUGCAGAAAGCCGAAGGACAGAAAGUGAAAGAUGACCCUAUAUUACUGAAGAAGACUAUUAAGAAAAUGGAUCAAAAGAAAAAGCAAAGUAAGAAACAAUGGGACACUAGAGUUCAAAAUGUUGAACAGAAGAAAACAGAAAGGCAAAAGAAGAGAUCAGAAAAUAUUGCCAAAAAGAAGAAAGAGAAGAAGUCUAAAAUUAUAAAGACAUCAAUCAAGAGGGGCCGUGUUGUAAUAUAGUAGAAAAACUUGAAAUUUGGAAGAUUUUAAAAAUAAAUUGAUUUGUACAAAUGA